UACAUACGCUGCCCAACAAUCUACACUGGCCUGCCUCACUCCAAACACAAACAAAGAACACAACACAGCAGCUGAAAUAUGAUGGGGAAGAAUUUAUCCAGAAAUAUUUGACAAGUGGUUAUUUCUCUUAUAAGAUCAGAAAUAAAAUAAAGUAAAAUAAAAUAAGAAAUUAAUAAAUAAGAAAUACAUAAAAUAACUAAUAAAAAUGAAAGGACCACCUGGCUGCAAAAAUGUGCAAUCAACCACAAAAUGGAUCGCCAUUCUGCAUGGGGUCUUCUGCAUCCUGUCAGUCAUCGCGUUAUCCGUUCUGCUCAUAGUUUGUAUCACGGUCCGUCAAAAUCCAGAUGUAAAGGAGGACCAAUCCACCAACCAGACUGAUAAGAAAAAUCUCAUAAUUAAUCCUCCAGAUACUGAAAGAAAUUUAAGUCAGAGUAAACUGAACGGGUACUUCUUUCAUGAGGAAAGUUUCGUCAAAUCGGCUUCUGUCGAUGCAAACCUUGUCCUGCUAAUGUUGAUGAUCAUGCUGUUAACCUGCAUCUCAUACCAAGACGUCAAUUUGUACAGAGGAGCAAGAGACAGGAGUAUCGCCCUUUGCACAGCCUGGUUGGAGUGUUGGUUCAUAUUUUCGCUGAUAUCGAUCAUUUUCUUGUCCCCAAUUUUCUUCACAUCGAUUGCCUUCUCGGUCACGCUCUUGGUCAUCAUAUUUUUUAAGUUUAUUUUCCUCGUUUUUGUUUUCUGGCUCGUUUUUGCGUUAUGUACCCAAAUUGCGGAGGAGACUGGAGAGAGACAUUAUUUUUAUUAUUGCUAAGUACAACUAAAUACCUAUAAACGGGUAACUGUGGAAUUCAUGGACUGUAUUAUUUGUCUAGUAAGUUUCGUUAAUUACAUUGAUAUUGCAUUGAUAUUUGAGUUAAUACUUUUCAAUUUGUACAUCACUUACCUUCAUAGAUACUUAGCUUUAGAUACUUACAAUUAGUCAUGAGAUGUUUACUCAAUCUACUAAAUAAAUCUGGUUUGUUAGUUUCAAUAAACAUGUAAUAGUUUUAAAUUAAUACUCCUUAUCUCAUCACUAAGAACCAACAUAGCCUGAUUCUAAACGGUAUGUGUUUGGAACAACUUGGACGUUUCUAUCUUCUUGGUUCAAAAGGAUAAGGGGAGAAUAAAGUAACUAAAUAUAAAAUAA
Folsomia candida is the source of this 1183-nucleotide messenger RNA. RefSeq lists its product as uncharacterized. Lineage: Eukaryota; Metazoa; Arthropoda; Collembola; Entomobryomorpha; Isotomidae. Bases 206 to 808 code for a protein of 200 amino acids. The transcript is spliced from 4 exons. The record is from RefSeq and is a predicted model, not a curated record.